Messenger RNA from Arachis duranensis, 777 nucleotides. Its product is annotated as signal peptide peptidase-like 2. Bases 1 to 777 code for a protein of 258 amino acids. Gene Ontology annotation, cellular component: cytoplasmic side of endoplasmic reticulum membrane; lumenal side of endoplasmic reticulum membrane; lysosomal membrane. The record is from RefSeq and is a predicted model, not a curated record. Gene Ontology annotation, biological process: membrane protein proteolysis. NCBI's taxonomy places the organism in Eukaryota, Viridiplantae, Streptophyta, Magnoliopsida, Fabales, Fabaceae. Gene Ontology annotation, molecular function: aspartic endopeptidase activity, intramembrane cleaving. The transcript has 6 exons.
AUGAAGAAUAGCAUAAGGGGAUGCAUAUCAUGCAUCCUACCAUGCGGGGCAUUGGACGUGAUACGUAUAGUUCACUCCAAUGGCAGAAUUGACGAUCUCACUACUCGCACCAUCAACGCUGCUGACGUCAUGAGAGCUCAUCCUAACCAUAUCCUCAAGAAAUAUUCUCCCUCCAACCUUCUCAUCAUUCCUCCCCACGCUGACCUCUAUCGCGGCAACAUCUACUUCCUCGUUCCCCUCCCUUUCCCUCCCCCUCCCAAUCAACACGCUACAGCAGUAGAUCAGCAGGUCUCCACCUCCACUCACACAAGCACCAGCAGCCAAACUGUUCUUCUUAGUUGCGCUUUUCUAUAUGGCAUCUUCUGGGUAUUUGUCUCUAAGUGGUGGUUCCAUGAGAGCGUAAUGAUAGUGGUAGCUCGAGGCAAUAGGAGUGGAGAAGAUGGUAUCUCCAUGCUGCUUAGCAUAAUUGGUUUUGGGGACAUAAUCUUAUCGGGGCUUCUAGUCGCAUUUUCACUAAGGUAUGAUUGGUUGGCAAAGAGGAACCUUCGGUCUGGAUACUUCGUGUGGGCAAUGAGUGCUUACGGUUUAGGUCUCCUUCUAACAUAUGUUGCUUUGAACUUGAUGGAUGGGCAUGGUCAACCAGCAUUGCUUUAUAUCGUCCCGUUUACUCUUGGCACAUUUUUGUUAUUGGAAAAGAAGAGAGGUGAACUCAAUCUUUUAUGGAUAAGAGGAGAACCAGAAAUGCCUUGCCCUCAUAAUCAAGAGUCUCAACAAUGA